Molecule: messenger RNA, 4571 nt
Organism: Podarcis raffonei (Aeolian wall lizard)
Lineage: Eukaryota; Metazoa; Chordata; Lepidosauria; Squamata; Lacertidae
Gene: NAB2
Product: NGFI-A binding protein 2
Exons: 7
Coding region: 566-2029 (487 amino acids)
Biological process (GO): negative regulation of DNA-templated transcription
Cellular component (GO): nucleus
Molecular function (GO): transcription coregulator activity; transcription factor binding
Source: RefSeq, a predicted model, not a curated record
GUCACGCCCAACGCCCGGAAAAGGGAGCCGGGGCCAAGCUGCCUCGUCGCCGCCCCCAGCCAGCGCGGCGGCGCCGGAUCCUAAGCCUGACCUCGGGAGGCGCGCGGAGGAGGCCGGGGACAGCCAUGCGGCGAAGCAGCGGCAGCCCGGCGCGCUCGGCCCCUGCCCGGCCCGCGCGUGGGCAGCGCGGAGGGGCGCGCGCGCGCGCGAGGAGGCGGCGUUUUCCUUCGCCGCUGCCGCUUUUCUGGUCCGAGGCAAGAGCCGCCUGCCGCCCCCGACGCCUCCCACGCGCGGCACCAGCACCACCAGCAGCAGCAGCAGCUCCGAGCCGCCGCGGCUCCAUUGUAAAUCCGGCGGCGUGGGAGGCGAUUCCGCGCCAGAGGCUCCGCGCCGAGGCGAGGAGGAGGAGGAGGAGGAAGGAGAGGGGGGCCGAGGCGCGGCCAGGGACGGAGGCGGAGAGCCACCCCGGCGGACAGGCGCCACCCGACGCCCGGCGCGCACUCGCCUCUCGCCCAGAAGAGGAGGAAGGCGCCGCCGCCAGCGAGGCUCGAAGGGCCCGGGGUCCAUGCCCCACCCCCCCGCCCCCCGGGACGCCUGCCAAGGAAGCCGGCAGCCCCUCGAGGUCGCGGCCAGGACGGAGCGCGCGCAAAAGCCUCUGGCUAUGGCCCUGUCCCUGCCUCGUACCCUGGGCGAACUCCAGCUGUAUCGUGUUCUGCAAAGAGCCAACCUCCUCUCCUACUAUGAGACCUUCAUCCAGCAGGGCGGCGACGAUGUGCAGCAGCUGUGUGAGGCAGGCGAGGAGGAGUUCCUGGAGAUCAUGGCCCUGGUUGGCAUGGCAACCAAACCGCUCCAUGUCCGGCGCCUGCAGAAGGCCUUGCGGGAGUGGGCCACCAACCCAGGGCUCUUCAACCAGCCAGUGCCUUCCAUACCUGUGAGCAGCAUCCCUCUGUUCAAGAUCUCUGAGUCUGGGGGCCGCAAGUCCCUGACCAACGGGCACACCAGCCCCGGAGAGACCCUCAGCAGAGCCAGCGCUACCUCCCCCGCCAAGAGCCCCUCGGAUCCAAGAGAGAAGCUGUCCCCCUUGCCGGCAAUUCAGUGGGGCAAUCCAGAAUCGGAAGAGGAAGGAGGAGCCUCCUCGCCCAGCGAGCACCCCUCAUCCGCAGAGCACCUGGAUCCAGAGCUGGCACAGGCGGUCUCGGAGGGUGUGGACCGACUGCUGCGCAGCUGCCCCCGUGGCGGCGAGACCGAGCUGAGGACCCUCAUGAAGCUGAACAAGAAGCUGGCCAAAGCAGUGGGGCACAUCUUCCGGAUGGACAGCGGGGACCCUCGCAAAGAGGAAGAGAUCCGGCGCCACAGCGCCAUUUACGGACGAGGCGAGACCCGGCGAUGCGAGGGCAAGCAGCUCACGCUUCAUGAGCUCACCAUCAACGAGGCCGCUGCUCAGUUCUGCCUGCGAGACAAUUCCCUGCUGCUGCGAAGGGUGGAACUCUUCUCACUGUCACGCCAGGUGGCCCGGGAGAGCAGCUACCUGUCCUCACUUAAGGGAUCCAGGCUGCAUCCGGAUGAGAGCGGUUCUGGGCAAGCCAAGCGCUUCAAGCAGGAGGUUGCUGAGCACAGCCGUCCUGAACUUCCCUUGGUCUGCGAACCCUUCCUUCCUCAGUACCGGUCCAGCGUGGAGGAAGACACAGCCAGCUUGUCAGGGGAAAGCUUAGAUGGACACCCACAGGCAACCGGAUCCUGUCCUCGGCUUACACCACCCCCCAACGCUGCCCCUGACACACUUCUGAGCCUCCCGCCCCAUGGACUAUGGAGUCGUCAUAUCCUGCAGCAGACUUUGAUGGAUGAAGGGCUGCGUCUGGCCCGGCUGGUGUCGCACGAGCGGGUUGGACGGCUCAGCCCCUGCCUGCCAGGGAAGCCCCCAAGCCAAGAGUUUGGGGAAAAUCUUUCUGAGCGGUGCCAGCCCCCAGCAGCACAGGCCGAAGCUAGAAGAAACAGCAUCAAGGUGGAACCGGAUACCAGCCGGCAAUGAGCAGCAGGUGGCUUGAGGCUCAGUCGCCAAGCAAUAACAUGCCAACCAGCUCUGAACAUCAGACUCUGGCAGGGGAGAGGGGCGCAAUUCUCCCCAUCACCACAAGGAGGCGUGCUUGGUUUCCUCAACAGAGCAAGGCUACCAUAUUAGCACAACACGUUUUAUUACUCCUGGUUCUCGUCACAAAAUGGAGAACCUGCCUCUCCCCCUCCCUAUUAACUAUGUAAGAUGUUGGGGGCCAUCCUCACUACAGGCGAUAGCCAUGAGCUCAGGGAGACCCAAUCUGUGGCUGGCUUUGCCCUGUGAAAGGCUGCUGGAAAGUCAGCCUCACCCAUUGCCUUUCACCUCUCAUGAAGCCUGGAACUCUGGGGUACAUAGCCAUAAAAACACAAAACCCCACACCAAUACACUUUAUGCCCCGAACAAAAAGCUGAUUCGAUUUCUCAGACACAAGCAUUGAUUAUUUUUCUGCAUCCAAAUUUCUUAUGAUAACGCACUGACUUACACUUGCAUCCCAUACGUGUACAUACAACACAUUCUCUCCAUUGUCCUUCUCUCUCUCUCACUCACACACACACACACACACACACACACACUCUGCCUUGCAUAUGGACAAGUGGCAGACAUGAUAUUCCUUACAUUAUUGUGUAUCGGUUGUCACACUUUCAAUUGUAGAUUGCGUAUACAAUGCUCAAAAUAGCUCCAGCAUCAUUACCUCCCUUGGUCUUGACCUUAUUCUGGUGUUUAUAGUCACCAAUGGUACUGAUUCACUGCUCAGUCGUGUUUUGGAAUCCUGAGAGGUAUUUGCUUCCAUGCCUGCCUGAGGGAAUCUGUCUGAGAAUUUGACCAAUUAAACAACAUGGAUCUAUUUAGUGACUGCCAUUAGUUUUUGGGGCAUGCUGGUGAAAUUUACAGUUCCAUCCUGUUCCAGCAGCAGAUUUGUUUUUUAAUUUCUUAUUUUACUAAACUUGUGUAGUUGCAGGAAUUAGAAUUGACUUUUGAAAAAGGCUUACCACGCCCACCCCAAUUUUAUGUGAUCUGCAGUAGCGCCCUAAAGGGAGAGGAAAUACAAGUGAGUCUUCUCUCUGUUGGAUCCAGAAGGAGCAUCAGGCUCACUCCUUCACUGGGAGCAGCUUGUUCUCCCAGCCGCCGCUUUCCUGGCAAUCAGUUCAUACUCUUGGGGGCUCAUCUAAUGCUUUUGCUCCUUGCAAGGAAGAGAAGCCAGUGGCCUCAAGACCAAGAGGUGUUGUUGUACGAGACAGGACAACUCAGAACCAGUGUUUCCUCUGGUACUUCAAGGGGAACGUGAUGAUUUGAAUGCCCCUGAGUUGCUGUGUGGAUCUUCCAUCUUGGAGCAGCUGCAUGUAGGCAAGAAACUGGUGCACAAUUGCAUUUUUAAAUUGGUAUAACCCGCGCUGGGACCUUAUGGCAAAGGCAGAGUAAGAAAUUGAAUAAAUUAUAAUAUUCUAGCAAAAGGCAGCCAUAGAGAAACAGGUAAAGGCAGAAGGCCCCAAGUGCAUACACUGAAAAUGCCACCUAUUUAUUUGAGGUUCCCACUUGUGGUUUAAUUUUCAGUUAGUUCUGGAAGUUCUGUAGUAGUUUACCAUUGUACCACUUGGAAUCUUUCAAUGGGAGAUAGGACACAUUUCUAGUAGAGCUCAACCACUUCCGGGGCAGAGGAUUGAUUAUAGUGACCUUUAAGGAGGCCAGGAGUGCAUGAACUGUACAGCUGCCAUAAGGAAAGAUAGUAAUUGUUCAGCCUCAAUCCUGCAUUGUGUUGUGGGUCAGAUAAGCCAGAGCUAAUCCCUCCUUUGGGCUUUCUUGAAUGCAGCCCCAUCUCCCUUCUCCAUGUGAACGGAGCAGAGGGGAAGGGCUGCAACAGGAAACGAGGAGGGAAGGGGGACACCUCCCUAAGGUUCUGGGGUGGGGGUGGGGAAUCUAUCACAUGUGGCAUUCUGCUUAAGUAGACCUACUGAAAUUAAUGGGCCUAACUUAGACACGUUCAUGGAUUUCAGUGAGUCUGUAGUCUGGGGUGGCUUGAAGAAAAGGCAACAUAGUCCAUUUCUGCAGUGCAAGGGAAUAUGGUGUUGCCAAGGGAAAUGGAUCCUCUGGAUCUCCACAUGUUGCUGAGCUGUAAUUCCUGUCACCCCUGGCCAUUGUUCAUACUGGCUGGGGCUGAUGGGAGUUGUAAUCCAACCACAUCUGGAGGAUGCCUGGCUCCUCAUGCCUGGCAUAACCACUGCUUGUCAGGAUGGAGAAAAAAGAACAGUGACUGCUCUGUAUUUUGCUGACGAUUUAAGCUAAUUGUACUGUAGUGAGGUUUUGUUUGGACAUACAGGUGCAAAACAUGGAUUGUCCAAGGAAGGCCAUGAAAUCCUGUUGAGGCAAACAUUAGCAGCCACAGGCUCUUGCUUCCGGUUCCUCAUCUUGUCCCAUAGAGCCUUGGUGUCUUUUUAGAGAAAAUUAGCACCCUUUCCUUUGUAAUGUGUACAGUAGAUUAUUUAUUUUGUUAUUUUGGAAUAAAGUCUUAUUUUACGGCUUA